CAGCAUGCUCCUCUCAUGAAGCAGGGGGAAAGCCCUGCUGGACUUUCCACGCACCCGCUGAGCCGCAGCUUCCCAUUGGGCAAUGGGCCGGUGGGCGGGGCCAGUUUGAACGGGCGGCGGCGGGGAGCGGCGCCAUGGUGAAACCGCUGAGGGAUCGGGAUCGGGAUCGGGAUCCCGGUACCGCCGAGGGUCCCGGCCCCACGAUGAGCCCCCCGCUCUCCCCGCAGCCCGCUGCGGCGCCAGCCGACGGCUUCGCCUCCUCAGACGAUGAGGCCACCGAGGAGGACCCGAGCCCGCUCCACAUCUCCUGGUUGUCUUUGUCUCCUCUCUACUCUUCAGAGUUCCUGGGACUAUGUUCCCUUCCAGGUUGCAGGUUUAAGGAUAUCAGAAGAAAUCUUCAGAAGGAUAUGGGAGAACUAAAGAGCUGUGGGAUCCAGGAUGUUUUUGUGCUUUGUACCAGAGGAGAGCUCUCAAAAUACCGAGUACCAAACCUGAUUGACACCUACCAGCAGCACGGGAUGUGUGUGCACCACCACCCCAUUCCUGAUGGGAAUGCUCCCGACAUUGCCACCUGCUGCAAGAUCCUGGAAGAGCUCAGAGCCUGCCUGGAAAAUAAGCAGAAAACAAUGAUACACUGUUAUGGUGGCCUUGGACGCUCAUGUCUGGUGGCUGCCUGUCUCCUGCUCCAGCUUUCAGACACCCUGGCACCUCAGCAGGUGAUAGAGAGCCUCAGGAAGCUGAGAGGAUCAGGGGCCAUACAGACCAUCAAGCAGUACAAUUUCCUCCAUGACUUCCGGGAGAAGCUGGCUGCACACCUGGCCACAAAGGAGCCGCUGCUCAGGUCGGCGUCGCGGUAGCUGAUCCUGCCAUGGGUGCCUGUGUGGAAAACUCCUGGACAAGACACUUCUCUCCUGACCUUUCCUCAGUGCUACUGCCUGUGUGACACAGCUGCUGCCUUCUAAAUCCAUGUGUAAAGCAUUGGGAUGGGGAAGGAAAUGCUAGAGAACAUGUGGCAUCUUCCCCUCUUUGGUGAUUUUAAUACUCACUGCCUGAAAAAUGCA
Zonotrichia leucophrys gambelii is the source of this 1061-nucleotide messenger RNA. RefSeq names its product cyclin dependent kinase inhibitor 3 (gene CDKN3). Gene Ontology annotation, biological process: protein dephosphorylation. Gene Ontology annotation, molecular function: protein tyrosine phosphatase activity. The transcript has 7 exons. The coding region runs from base 135 to 857 and encodes 240 amino acids. Lineage: Eukaryota; Metazoa; Chordata; Aves; Passeriformes; Passerellidae. The record is from RefSeq and is a predicted model, not a curated record.